Messenger RNA from Xiphias gladius (swordfish), 3304 nucleotides. RefSeq names its product 2-oxoglutarate and iron-dependent oxygenase domain containing 2 (gene ogfod2). The coding region runs from base 103 to 1155 and encodes 350 amino acids. The record is from RefSeq and is a predicted model, not a curated record. Gene Ontology annotation, molecular function: iron ion binding; L-ascorbic acid binding; oxidoreductase activity, acting on paired donors, with incorporation or reduction of molecular oxygen. The transcript has 7 exons. Lineage: Eukaryota; Metazoa; Chordata; Actinopteri; Istiophoriformes; Xiphiidae.
GAUGAUAACGUAGAAGUAGCCAUCUAGCUUGACAGUCUCAUUGGCAUUUUAUUAUGUUUUUCCGUGCAUUUUUUUAGGGUAAUUCCGUUCAAGCGGGCAGUGAUGAAAAACGAGGAGGACGGAAAGCUUCACUUUUACAUCUGUAACUGUUUCACGACCGAUAAUGUUUUCCUGGAGGACUACAAACUCCAUGUUCGCUUUGUAUCGGAGCAGCAGUUCAGACUGGACUAUCAGGCACUGCUUCGGGGGCUUGGUUGCGUGACGGAGCGACAGUUUGAGGAUGUGCUCAAUGAGAUUUCACAGGAAGUGGACAGGCGAAGGCGUUUCAGUGUGACGUCUGCCGAGAGAGCUGCGGUUAUAAGAGCCAUGUACCAGCCGCUCCAUCCUCAUGUCUACCACCUGCAGGAGUCCUACCUCACUCCGAAGUUCAAGCAGAUUGUGGGGUACUGUCGAAGCAGCGACGCCAGUGAACGAGGUCUCCUGGACUUGUUGGAGGAAGAGGCAGCUCCAAGGGUGUGUCGCUUCCCUGUGUUUGAGAAAAGCUUCUGUGAGGAGCUGGUGGAGGAGCUGGAGCACUUUGAGCAGUCUCCAGCCCCUAAAGGAAGACCCAACACCAUGAACCAUUAUGGGAUCCUCCUGAAUGAACUGGGCUUCGACGAGGGCUUCUUCACACCUCUCCGUGAGCAGUACCUACAGCCGAUCACCUCCCUGCUGUACCCAGACUGUGGGGGCCGCUGUCUGGACAGCCACAAGGCCUUCGUUGUCAAAUAUGACAUGAAUGAAGACCUAGACCUGAGCUACCACUACGACAAUGCAGAGGUCACCCUUAAUGUUUCCCUGGGCAAGGACUUCACUGAGGGCAACCUUUAUUUUGGUGAUAUGAGACAGGUUCCUUUAAGUGAGACGGAGUGUACUGAGGUUGAACACAGGGUGACUGAGGGCCUCCUCCACCGUGGCCAACACAUGCACGGGGCCCUGCCAAUCUCCUCCGGCCAGCGCUGGAACCUCAUCAUUUGGAUGAGAGCCUCGCAGGAACGCAACAAACUGUGCCCCAUGUGCAACAGGAAGCCGACGCUGGCGGAGGGAGAGGGCUUCGCUGACGGCUUCACCAAACACUGUGAUGCCCUGCUGAACGUUUCCUGUGUGUUGACAUAACGUAUCCAGCUGCUAUCGGCCUUUUAUUAAGGACACUGUGUGUAGGAUUUGAAACCUGCAACUUUGGCGCCCCCAGGUGGUUGUUUCAAAGAGGACAUUGUGGCAGGCAGCAAUGCCUGCUGCUACCUCCCACGGAUGCUGUAGGACAAAAAUGAUUUCGGUUCACCCAGUCUAAAAUUGUAUGGUGAUGCAGUUGAAUAGACAGAUAAGCUGUGGUUUUGAUUGUCGUACAGUUACCCAUGACUACACUGACUGAUUAACUCCAUUAAUUCUAAUGACACAUUGACUUUAUUCCAAAUUGGAAUGAUUACUAUUUAUUAUUUGACUAUUAAAAAAUAGUUAUGAUACUACAAUUGUUGGCUUCAGACAUUCAGUUUAGUUCCCCAUUUUGUGACAUGUAUAUUUAUCACUUUAUCGUCUUAAAUAUUAGGCCAAUAAUAUAAAAAAAAAAAAACAUACUGGUCAAGCCCCUGUAUUUAUGUACAGUGUGAUUGUAUUUUGUGUCAUAGAUUAUUUAGAGUACGUGUAUUUUAAAAUUAGGGCUUCAGCGGUCUGACAGUUUCCUUCCAAAUACCAAAAGUCAGGCGCCUUUACUAAUAUUAAAUACUGAUCUGAUACUGCUCUCGUUACCCAGAACUAAAGUCAGUAAACCACUUUUUAUAAAACUAAUCAGACUCCUUUUUGUAUAAAGUAACAUGAGGUCAGGUUUGCAGUAGCACUCAAGUAAUAAUGAAUGUAGCGGGAAUACUUAAAGGCACCCUGUGGAGUUUUUGACCACUAGUAAUGCCAUAGAGCAAUGUUCCUAUGAGGAGGUCCCCGUUUGUUUGUUGCAUGCACACACUAGCGCAAUGCCAUACACAUUAAUGCCCCUAGCAUCAUGCUUUAAUCAACAGUUGGUGGUGGUGACACACAAAGAAGUGUGGCAAGUGUGCCAACAAUUGCAGAGAAGAAGAGGACUCCAAGCUAGCAAACGUAGAUGUAAACAAUAGAGGAUUUAAGUAUAUACAGAAUGUCAGCUUAGCAGAUGUUUUAUGAGAAAGGAAAUGCAUUCAACACAUUUGUUAGACCUCCAAGAUACACUGAGUGUGUUUUGGUGGAAAACAUUGAACAUAAACAUAACCUUUGUUUGUUUGUAAGAAAACUCCACACAUCAACUUUAAUUCUACAAUUAAAUUGUGGCUCAGUCCCAUUGGGCCAAUACCCGAUCUACGUAAAGGGGAACUCGGCUGAUUUUGCUCAUCAAUGUCUGUCUAGUCUCUCCAGAGGGAGCUGUCUGAAGUUUGAUAAACUGCCUCAAGCGAUGUAGCUUGAGUCAACGUGGGUUGGGGCUGAGGACUACAAGUUUGAAAAUGAAAAAAACCUGGGGGUGUGGAGUUAGAAAGAAAUGAACUUAAGAGACCUCUGUAGACCUCUCCUCAUCUCUGAUUGAGGCUAAUGGCCCAAGGCUACAUGCUGCUACUAGCAUACCGUACUUGAUUCUCUGAUUGACCUGCCGGUGGUCGAGUGGCAUCGUGGGUAUUGUAGGCGCCAGGGUUUGACAAGGAAGAGGAAUGUAUAGAUUCUGAUCCUAUUUUUUAACCGUCCAUCGUGAGUCUGACGAUGUUAUAAGCAUGAUAAUUUGGUGGAAUUAAUCUUUUAAUAAGGUGAGCAACAUAACCAGAAUCAAUCUAGUAAAUCAGUAAUAAAAAUAAAUCUAGUUAACUACCUUUUCCCACAGCUGUUAUCUGUCAGUAACUGUUGGUAUCUGUCUUUGUUCAUAAAUACAGAAGUCAAUAAUGCCAAUAUUAAACUGUUCCUCUGCCAGUAUAAUGUGUUUGCAUUUGUCUCAUUUUUCAAUGGCUGGCUGCAAUCUGGUGUUUUCCUAUUGACCAACUAUGUUGACUGUUUUUGUGAAGUGUAGUUGAUCAGCUCUCUGGAGUAGGAAGAAUAGAGCUGAACAUACAUUCCUGAUGAUCUGUAUUUAACUUUUGACAUCCCCAAGCCACAGAUUUCUCUGUUAUGCUAUAGGAUGGAUAAAGGGUCCUAUGUUCAAUUUAAGACAACACACACAAUUUGGAAUAAUAGAAAUUUAAUUACAUAAAUUAUAAUCAAUUCAUUCAUGAAUAUCCCUCCUGUGUGCAUUUCUUUUUUAUUGUCCUAUGCAUUUAGU